CCAAGUUGGAAUACCGGCUUAAAAUGCUCAUCAAAACAACUGCUUUGUUGUUGUUGAAUUAUUUGACUUGAAAGGUUAACAGCAGAACAAUAAAAUAAGUUUUCUAAGUUGAAUUUCGCUUAGAUAAGAUUAUUAAUGAAGACAGCACAUCAGAGAUUGGUCAUGGUUGGCGAUCGUGAUGGACUGAAAGAAUUGUUGAGGCGCAGACUAGUCGAGUGUGGAUGGCGGGAUCAAGUAAAACUGAUCUCAAAGGAAAUAAUAAAAGAGCAUGGCCACGAUAUCUCUUAUGACACGCUAUUGUCCACAGUAACUAGCAGAGCUCGCACGCUUGUGCCAGACUCUGUGAAGAAGGAACUAUUACAAAAGAUAAAGAAUCAACUGUUGGCUCAAGAAGAGAAACUGAAAAUUGUGACAGAUCGUUAGAAAUUUUAUCGUUAUUAAUCAACAAUUUCUCAACGAUA
Molecule: messenger RNA, 461 nt
Organism: Trachymyrmex cornetzi
Lineage: Eukaryota; Metazoa; Arthropoda; Insecta; Hymenoptera; Formicidae
Gene: e(y)2
Product: enhancer of yellow 2
Exons: 2
Coding region: 136-423 (95 amino acids)
Biological process (GO): mRNA export from nucleus; positive regulation of DNA-templated transcription
Cellular component (GO): SAGA complex; nuclear pore
Molecular function (GO): transcription coactivator activity
Source: RefSeq, a predicted model, not a curated record